Molecule: messenger RNA, 3533 nt
Organism: Epinephelus fuscoguttatus (brown-marbled grouper)
Lineage: Eukaryota; Metazoa; Chordata; Actinopteri; Perciformes; Serranidae
Product: transmembrane protein 255B
Exons: 9
Coding region: 1-1071 (356 amino acids)
Source: RefSeq, a predicted model, not a curated record
AUGCAGCAGCCUGACAGCCAGCAGACAACAGCUCAGACAGCUCAGACAGAAACACUGGAUCCAGCAGCUCACUACCUGCGUCGCAGGAAGACGGCUCUGUUGGUGACUGUGUCUCUGCUGGCUCUGGCUCUGCUGGUGCUUGCUGUGGGUCUGGUCUCUGCCACUCGCACCGACAACGUGCCUGUUGCUGGAUAUUAUGCCGGUAUCACUCUGAGUUUUGGAGCGUUCCUGGGUAUUGUUGGCAUCCACCUGGUGGAAAAUCGCCGACCCAUGCUCGUGGCAGCGAUCAUAUUCAUCAGCAUCGGAGUCAUCGCGUCUUUCUUCUGUGCCAUUGUGGACGGGAUCAUCGCCUCAGAGUUCAUUGACACGAGGCCUUUGCAAGAGGACAUGUGUGACUUUUACACCAGUGGAGCAGGUUAUGCGUACGACAGCUACUAUACUGAGGUGACGUGCCGUUCAUUUGACAAGGCGUGCAAGCUGAAGCUGAGGAGCAACACGUGCUACUGCUGCUACCUGUAUAACUGUGAGAGCCAAGAAUACCACACACAGUACUACGAGUUCACCGGGGUCAACAGCUGCUGGGAUGUGAUCCACCUGCACCGCCUGCUGUGGGCCUCAGUGGUCCUCAACGUGUUGGCGUUGUUCCUGGGCAUCAUCACCGCAGCCCUGCUCGGAGCGUACAAAGAUAUGAAGCCGACUCCUGUGAUGGCUCCCAGCCCCACGCCGCCGCCCCACAUCCUGUACAACCCGACCCAGCACAUGCUCACCUACGCUGGCUUCUGCCCUUCGGGACAGACUCUGCCUGCCUACCCCAACUAUCCAAUACCCAUGCAGCACAACAGCAGCUAUCAGCCACCUGCUACUCCCCAGAUGAUCCCUGAGGGAGGCCAUGCCUCCAGCUCCUGCCUGUCUGAGGAGAACCAGAACCAGCAGCCCCCUCAGGCUCCCACCCAGCCACUGCCUCAGGGAGCCACCCAGGAACCAGGGGGCUACAUGCUAUCACCCAACGCUCCUGUCCUCUACGGGGCUGCCUACAGCCCCUUUGAGAAACCUCCACCUUACGCCUGCUGAGCCCUCGGACAAACAUCUGGGUCAUGCUGGAAGAGAAAUAUCUUGAUCUGGUCAGACUGAAUGUAACACAAUACAUUUCAUAGGUGACGGAAAAGAGUCAGUGAGCUUCACGGCUACUCUGUACUGGUAGGAAUGUUACGUUUCAUGUGGUGGCACUGAGGAGAGACAGAUUUAUAGUAAUGCAGUGUGAUUAUAGACAUCAUUUAACUUAUCUUGUGUAUUCAUUAAAGGAAACAGCUUGGGAAAUAUGCUUAUUCACCUUUUUAAAAAGAACAUUGAUACCAUUCUUAAAUCUCUAACUCAUAAUUGUGAUGCUGGCUAACUUAGCUGAGCACAAAGACUGGAAACAGCUAGCCUGGUUCUGUACAACGAAAACAAUCUGCCCACAAGCAUCUCUAAAUCUUUUCUGUACAAAAACUGAAGUAUAAAAACUAAAAAAAAAAAACCCCGUUUAACAUGGGGUUAUAUGCAGGACUGUUUCUUGGUGGUCGUUUCCAGUUAACCGGCAGAGACUUGAAGAAGUUACAGCUUAACUUUAACUCUCAGAAAGUACACAAAUGAGCGUAUUUCCCAAAAUGUCAAACCUUUCUUUGAGCCUAGAGCUGGCCUUCAGAUGCUUACAUAUUACAUGUGAAUAAGUGUAUAGUCGUACACUUACUGUGAUCUAAUAGUUGUUUCUGUUCUAACUUGUGUAGAUUGGGUUAAAGGUCUUCCUGUGUAUUGUCUCUGUAUACUAACUAACGUACGGGCAAUUUUAAGGGCUUUCUUGAAAUGUGAAUGAGUAAAUGACGCUGAUGCUGCUGUUGUUUCAUUCUGUUAGUGUGAAUCAUUUAAUGUGCACUUUAAAGUCGAUAUGCUGUAUAUAUUAUUGAUGACGCAUGUUAACUGCUGUGGGGAUGGGGUUCUGUAGCUGCUAUAAGAUACAUAAUGUAUUAAAGAGGCACCUUUAAGAAAUGCAUAUAUUCAUGGUGCGUACACAUACAUGUGGAGUAAGGGCUUCAUCGAAAUUGCACAUUUAAAGGAGGAGUUUCACAUUUUGGGAAAUAUGCUUGCUUGAGUUAAAUGAGAACAUCAAUGCCACUCAUUUACAGUAAAUGUAAAGCUACUGUCAGCAGCUAGUUAGCUUAGCUCAGCAUUAAGAAUGAAAAUGGGGAAACAGCUGGCUCUAGGCUGAAAAUCUUUUUAAUACAUGAAAAGCUCACUAAUUAACAUGUUUUAUCUUGCUUGUUUAAUACGCACUCAUACCGAAUUGUAAAAACACAUUUCACAGUUUUACUGAGAGCCAGGCUAGCUGCUUCUCCCGUUUCCAGUCUGUGCGCUAAGCUCAGUUAGCCACUUCUGGCGGUAGCUUCAUACUUAAAGUGUAACUUGAGUAUUUUUCAACCUGGACUCUAUUUCCUUACAUUUUUGUGUCUAAGUGAUUACUCAAAACAUUUUUUGAAACUUAUCGAGUAUUGAGCGAGAGGGGUGCGGCCAACAGCCGUGAAACGAGCCACAGUGCCACAAGCCACAACCACUUGGGGCAUUUGUGCACUGUCAAUUCACGUCCACUAAAGGUGCUUAUUUUUGCUACUGACAGGCUCAGAUUGUUAUUCUUCAUGUCUGACAACAUUAUAGAUAGGAUCCCUACAGACAUGGACCUUUUUAUUUAACGAGAAACAGGCCCGAAAUUGUUAUCGUCAAACCCACCAGACUCCAUGUAAAUAAACUGUAAUUUUAGCGUGAAUAGAGCCCGCAUGUUUUAACAUCUGAGUGAAUUAACAGGUUUAUUUUCACCAAACCAAAACUGGUGAUUGUUGGAACAGUGGAAAGACAAACCAAGACUGUUUUUGUGAGUUUUAUUUUGUUUCUUUUGACUUUGAAUUAAGUGUAUUUUAUGAUAAUAAAAUUACGGUUUACUAAAAUAAAGUCUGGUUGGUUUGGGGACAGCGGUUUCUGGGCUUUUUUAUGGUUAAACACCAAGGAUCUUACUCUUUAACAAAGGGGUCUAUCUUUGUAGGUAUGCUUCAAUAAUGAUGUCAGACACUUGGAAAGUGACGAAACCUAGCACUUUAUGUGGAUGUAAAUUGACGGUGCACAAUUGCCCAUUAAUGUUACAUUGCUGCCUGUUUCGCUGCUGCUGGAUGCAGCCCUCUCGCUCAAUACUGGACCAAUCUUAGAAAUUGUUGGUCCUGUCAGUCACUUAAACACAAAAAUAUGGAAAAAUAGGGUCCAGGCUGAAGAAUGAGUAAGUUACCCUUUAAUGUGCACACGUGAAGGUUAUCACUCUUCUCGUCUCUGUGCAAGAAAGUAUUUCCUAUGAUGUCAAACCUUUCCUUUAAAAUCUCAAUAUCACCAGUGCAAUUUUUACUACCACUGUUUUCACUGUAUUGUUUCACCUUAAAGUGAAGACUAUGUAUGUAACUUUUCGACGAAACCACAUAAUUCUUCCUCUUAGAAAUAAAAAGUUGAAUUCAUGUUGU